CUGAAACAGUACGUACCGGUUUUGUCAACACUGCUCCGCGGUAAGGCCUUAAAAUGUUGUUUACUUCACUCGUGUGCUCUAUAAUAAAUCCGUAUAAUUCUUUUCCUAGGGCAUCACUUUUCAAAAACGUAGAAAAAAGACAUUAUUAAUGGAGCUCUCUUGAUCAGUGUGACACUGGUCCUCUAGUAUGUUGCCAGUAUUUGGUGUUUCUGCUGCUACUUUCCACUCGUUGAAGUGGUCAUGCAGUCAGGGGAAAUUCCCUGAUAGAAACCGUUGUCCAUGGAAGACACUGACCUGGCUUUUCAAAACUGGAGCUCAGAGAAAUGCUCAUAGAUGGACAGUAACGCCUCCAAAGCUAAAGGGGCCUGUAUUCGCCCGUGCUGCUUCAUAUGGAGACAAGACUGCAAUUAUAGAUGAUAGUGGCACUCACAGCUAUAAACAACUGUACAGCAGCAGUUUGGGGCUGGCAGGUAGAAUCAGUACCGCUCUCAGUUGUGGAACAGGGGAUGUUGGUGGAAAACGAAUCUCCUUCCUGUGUGCCAAUGACGCAUCCUACACAGUAGCACAGUGGGCUGCUUGGAUAAUUGGUGGGACCGCCGUGCCCCUGUACAGAAAACACCCUCUGUCUGAACUGGAGUACAUCAUCUGUGACUCUCAGAGCUCACUGCUGGUGGCUGGACAUUCCUUUGCUGAUAGUCUAGAGCCUCUGGCACAAAAGUUAGGACUUCCAUGUCUGACUCUUCCACCAACCUCCAACCUCAGCAGUUUAAUUCAAGUGGACACUCAUGAAAAAAGUACCAUCAAUGACUGGGAUGAAAGGUCAGCUAUGAUCAUUUACACCAGCGGGACUACGGGACGUCCCAAAGGAGUACUGCACACACACAGCAGCAUCAAAGCCAUGGUCCACUGUCUGGUGUCUGAAUGGGCGUGGUCUAAAGAUGAUGUCAUCCUUCACAUUUUACCUCUUCAUCAUGUCCAUGGGAUCGUCAACAAACUGCUAUGUCCGCUGUCCGUGGGGGCCACCUGUGUCAUGCUGCCCGAGUUUCAUCCUCAAAAGGUGUGGGAGAGGCUGCUCGGCUCCAAGGCUCCGAGGGUGAAUGUGUUCAUGGCCGUACCGACCAUCUACUCUAAACUCAUCCAGUAUUAUGACCAACACUUCACACAGUCUCAUGUCAGGGACUUUGUCAAAGCCGUCUGCAAGGAGAGGAUCAGGCUGAUGGUGUGUGGCUCCGCAGCUCUGCCUCUUCCCACUCUGCAGCGCUGGGAGGAGAUUACCGGACACACGCUGCUCGAACGCUAUGGCAUGACAGAGAUAGGCAUGGCACUGUCCAACCCACUCAAGGGCCCACGCAUCCCAGGAGCUGUAGGUCUUCCUCUUCCUGGAGUAGAGGUUCGCAUCACCAUGAAUAACUCCAUCAACACCACCAUUGCAGAGGGCAAUCACAGAGAAACUCAGGUGCGUCCCGGGCUCGAGGGUAAAGAGGGAGAGCUCCUGGUCCGUGGAGCGUCGGUCUUCAGGGAAUACUGGAACAAGCCUCAGGAGACCAAAGAGUCCUUCACCGCAGACGGCUGGUUCAAAACAGGUGACACCGCAGUCUAUAAAGAUGGCGUGUACUGGAUCAUGGGCCGCACCAGUGUAGACAUCAUCAAAAGUGGAGGCUACAAGAUCAGCGCACUUGAGGUAGAGCGCCACCUUUUGGCACAUCCAGAUAUUAUAGAUGUGGCUGUGAUCGGGGCUCCUGAUGCAGUUUGGGGUCAGAAGGUCACUGCAGUGGUACAGCUCCGACAGGGGAAGAACUUGACUUUACCAGAAUUGAAGAUUUGGGCUCGGGAGCACAUGGCGCCCUACACCAUCCCCACAGGCCUGCUGCUGGUGGACCAGAUGCCCCGGAACCAAAUGGGCAAGGUCAACAAGAAGGAGCUGCUCAGACACUUCUUCCCCUGACCACUGUGUUCAAUGGAAACCACAGUAUAUACGGUUAGCAAUACACCCAGGAGUAACAUUUUAGUCACUCUAGUAUAAACUAUGUGUUGGACAGUGUCAGUUGAACAAGUGCCUUAUUGAUUUUAUUAUAUAGAGAAACAAUUAGUGAUCCAGUGUUUUAUGAUCCAGGCUUUAUUAUUUGAUUAAAUUGUUGGUAAUAUUAUAUUAUCACCAGGGCAUAUAUUCUGUAGCUCUGUUAACAGACUGGCACAUCUUAACAUGCUGUAAUUUUACCAAGUCUAUCAUGCUUGUAAAGUGUAGUUUUUUUAAUGAAUGAACCUGCCAUUCCUAUUAAAUGUGAUUAUUUGUGAAAGUUAAAGGGACAGUCUGGAAUUUUGGACAUAGGACCUCAUUUCCUAGUUAGCCAGAGUGUUGGAGACGUGUGGAGAAACUUUUUUAAAUAUUCCAUCCAGUCCUUGUAUUUGCAGAGGUCGCUGGU
Messenger RNA from Boleophthalmus pectinirostris (great blue-spotted mudskipper), 2423 nucleotides. RefSeq names its product acyl-CoA synthetase family member 3 (gene acsf3). The transcript has 10 exons. The record is from RefSeq and is a predicted model, not a curated record. Gene Ontology annotation, molecular function: medium-chain fatty acid-CoA ligase activity. Gene Ontology annotation, biological process: fatty acid metabolic process. NCBI's taxonomy places the organism in Eukaryota, Metazoa, Chordata, Actinopteri, Gobiiformes, Gobiidae. Bases 188 to 1945 code for a protein of 585 amino acids.